UGCAGCCACCCAGAUGGCUGGCCCCUUGUGGUGGGCCGCCGCUUUUGUCCAGCGACACAGGACGGGCCUCCUGCUGGGAGCCUGCACAGGCCUGUUUGGGGCUCAAGUCUCCUACCACCUCUUCCCAGACCCGGUGGUCCGCUGGCUCUACCAGUACUGGCCUGGGGAUCAGCCGGCUCCACUCUCGCCUGAGCUGCAGAACCUCCUCCAGGAAGUACUGCAUGACCUGGGUGUCCCGUCGGGACAUCGCUACAAACCUUUCACCACCUUCACCUUCCAGCCCGUCAGCGCUGGCUCCCCAAGACUUCCUGCCGGGGCUGUGCUGGGAAUCCCAGCCAGUUUCCUGGGAGUCCCAAUGACCGAUCCUGACCGUCCUGUGGUGGUCCACGGGCACAGAGUGGACUGGCAGAGCCCAGCGGGGGCCCGGCUAAGGGAUGCUCUGACCCUGUCCCACGACGCCCGCAAGUUUGCCUUGGCCCGGGAGGUGAUGUACUUGGAGAGCAGCUCAGCUGCCCUGCAGGCUGUACCCGCCCCUGCUUGCCUGGCGGGAACCUGGGCCCUGGGUGUGGGAGUCAAACAUGCCCUAGGGCUCUACGGAGGUCCCCUGAAUCUUCGAGCUGCCUUCAACUUGGUGGCCGCCGUGGCCGGCUUCGUGGUCUAUGCCUUCUCAGCGGACUCUCUCACUCACGCCCUGGAAGGCUGGCUGGACCGCCGUACCGCCUCCCUGUCAGCAGCCUAUGCCCGCGGUGGGGUGGAAUUCUAUGACAAGAUCCUAUCGGGUAACCUGGCCCUGCGCAGCCUCCUGGGCCGGCGCGGGGAGCAGCUAUACACUCCCAGUGGGAAUGUGGUCCCCAGACACUGGUUCCGCAUUAAGCAUUUACCCUACACUGCUCGCCGGGACUCAGUGCUGCAGCUGUGGAGGGGGACGCUGCACCCAGGCCAGUCAUGAGUGCUGGCCUUACCCUGCACACUGCCCUGGGCUCUGCACCCACAGGCCCAGGUUAACAGCCCCCUAGGUGGUGUCCCAUGAAGCCAAGCUCCACUGGGGAACACAGCAGCCUGUGAACCAGCUCCCAGGACAGAGGCUUGUGUGAGGUCUGGGACACAAACAGGGAGCUGGGCACACCUCUCCGCCCCUGGUGAUAGCCACCACUGUGAACUGUCUGGCUUCCCAAUGUGCCUGGAGCCUUAAUCCCAGUGGUAGAGCUUAAUAAAAGGUGCCAGAGGCCAUGAUGGGACACUGGUGCGUGGGCCUGAGGCUUCUGUAAGGUGGACCUUUAAGGGACUGUGUGAGUCAGAGUCUUGCAGAUGUAUGUGGGUACAAGGCUGGUGGGCACCAGGAGAGUGCCUGGACCUGACGGGAUGUGGGUGAAGAGGCAUUCUCAGCAACUGGCUGAGGGAAGAAGAAAAGCAGGCCAGAGAUCCUGAUACGAUCUAGCCCUGGGGCAGGGAGGA
Ochotona curzoniae (black-lipped pika) is the source of this 1455-nucleotide messenger RNA. It is a transcript of the gene TMEM177, whose product is annotated as transmembrane protein 177. The transcript has a single exon. The record is from RefSeq and is a predicted model, not a curated record. Lineage: Eukaryota; Metazoa; Chordata; Mammalia; Lagomorpha; Ochotonidae. The coding region runs from base 14 to 949 and encodes 311 amino acids.